Messenger RNA from Chrysoperla carnea, 1521 nucleotides. RefSeq names its product leucine-rich repeat-containing protein 15-like. Bases 61 to 1521 code for a protein of 486 amino acids. The transcript is spliced from 4 exons. Gene Ontology annotation, molecular function: protein binding. The record is from RefSeq and is a predicted model, not a curated record. Lineage: Eukaryota; Metazoa; Arthropoda; Insecta; Neuroptera; Chrysopidae.
AAUCAUAAGUUCUUAGUCCACUGUGUUUAUCAUUUUGAUACUUUUCGAAAACAAGAAACAAUGAAGAUAAGAUUCUCUACAGUUUUCUCAACAAUACUGGCUUUAAGUAGUAUCAGGUUUUGUAUCGGAACCCGUGAUAUUCGUGACGUAUCCCCCCGUCCUUCAAAAGACGAUUAUUUGAAAUGGUUAGAUUAUACAUCAUAUCCUUUUUUUCAUUCAUCAACCUCGAUGGCUGUAAAGAUUAUUAAUGAUAACACAAUCGAAUUAUCAUCGACAAUUCUUACACGUGAAGACCACAGAUAUACAUCUCUUAAAUAUUUAGACGUUUCGAAUGGUAAGUUGGAAACUAUAAGGUCUAACGCAUUCGUUAAUGUGAAAACAUAUUACUGGGGCAGCAGACUAAAUUGUGUAUAUUAUCUAUUAUUGAACAACAACAGAAUAUCAAACUUAGAAACGGAUGCAUUCAGUUCGUUAGAUGAAUUAAAACACUUGGAUUUGAGUAAUAAUAAUCUUUCAUUUAUAAACAAUGACUUUGAAAAUUUAAAGAAUUUGAAUUUGUUAAAUUUAAGUAAUAAUAAUAUAAGUUAUAUUAAUAUAACAGCGAUUUAUGCUUCAGAAAUCGAUUUAUCUAACAAUAAUUUAAGUGAUAUUUCAAUCGUUGGUAUUGAAAAACGUAGGCCUUCGAUAAAUUUAAGUUUCAACAAAUUAACAUCAAUAUUAGUUAAUAAUAGCUUUUUAAAUGAACUAGAUAUUUCAAAUAAUAAGCUUCAAUCGUUAAAUGCAACCUACAUAAGCGAAUCGGGUAUUGUACAAUUAAAUGCUUCUAAUAAUCAAAUACACGAAUUUAAAAUUACAGAAAUAGUAAAAUCUUUGAAAGUUUUAGAUUUAUCAUUUAAUAAUAUGUCUGAUUUUACUUAUUCAAAUUUUUCGAUAUUACAACACUUGAAUUUAUCCGAUAAUUAUUUUAAACAUAUAACAAAUGGAGCUUUUAAUGAAUUAGAGAAUUUAAAUACUUUGAAUUUGGCAAAUAAUUAUUUGGAAGUGAUUCAAAAUGAAACAUUUAUUGGAUUAAAAAACUUAAAUGUUUUGAUAAUAUCAAACAAUAGAUUAAAAACACUUGAAACGGGCAGUUUUCGCGAUUUAAUCAAAUUAAAUUAUUUAAAUUUAGCUAACAAUCUUUUAGAAAGUACAUCAUCUGGAACACUAAGCGAAUCACUUAAAGGUUUGUGGGGUUUAAAUAAGUUAAAUUUAGCUAAUAAUUCAAUAAAAACAAUCGUAUCAGAAAACUUUUAUGGUUUAGAUAGCUUAUACCAAUUAGAUUUAACUUAUCAAAAUUUAACUGAUUUACCAAUAGGCGUAUUUAAUUAUUUAUACUAUUUGAAAACAUUAAAUUUAUCUUGUAAUUCCCUCGAAACAAUUAAGAAAGGAAUAUUUACAGGGCUAAAUAAAUUAGAAACUUUAUCCUUAGCUUUUAAUAAAUUAAAGACAUUUGAAUAUGAAAGCUUUUAUAUACAUUGUUGA